Mercurialis annua (annual mercury) is the source of this 939-nucleotide messenger RNA. RefSeq lists its product as uncharacterized. The record is from RefSeq and is a predicted model, not a curated record. Bases 1 to 939 code for a protein of 312 amino acids. The transcript has 2 exons. Lineage: Eukaryota; Viridiplantae; Streptophyta; Magnoliopsida; Malpighiales; Euphorbiaceae.
AUGACUCAUUUAAGUUGCUUUCAGAUUGCCAUGGGAGUCCAAAGUGUCUCGGACGCCACAGUGUGCAAAGUGUUCCCUUCAACGUUGAGCGAUGCAGCGCAAAAGUGGUACCAGAACCUCAAGGAGGGCUCUAUUACUAGUUUCAGGGAGCUCGCUAUGGCCUUCAAAACUCACUUUGCUCCAAGCAUCGAGCGAAAGAAAAGAUCCAGUGAUUUGAAGAAAUGCUUUCAAAAGCAGGGAGAAAGUUUGAAAGCUUACAUUGCUCGGUUUAACGCCGAGGCGAUCAUGAUAGAAGAUCUGAACGAUGAUACCGCCAUCGAUUCUAUGAAAGAUAACACCGGCAUGGCUUGGAAUUAUAUCAAUCUCGAUGAGGAAAGGCAGAGGAAGUCUUACGGGAUGGCUAGCCCGGUUCCCAGUAAAACGCAGAAUGCUCAGGGAUCCAACCGUAGCCAAGAUCGGUACCGACCUCUGAAUGAGACUUCGGGGUACAGGGGUAACAAGCCGUUCAAUGCUCAAACCAGUCCGCCAAGCACGGGGCCUGGUACUAAGCCGAGUUUCAGUAUUGGGGGAGGAACUGAAGGAUACGUGGACCGAGCCGGAGUGCCGAGACAAUAUGUACCACUUAAUACUCCAAGGGAGCAGAUUCUAUCCUGGAUCAAGCACAACAAUGAAGAGAUUCGUUAUCCACCGAGGCUAGUAAAAGAUGGAGACCGAUCCAAGUUCUGUGAUUUUCAUGAUGGUUACGGCCACGAAACAGAGGAAUGUGGACGUUUGCGAAGUGAGAUAGACAAGUUAGUCUGCCAGGGGCGAUUACAACAUUUUGUUGCGGCCAAGGAGGGCCAAGACCGAGGAAAUACGAGGGUCAACUCGGUCAGGUCGGAGCCAGGGGGAGCAGGGAAGCCCAAUCCCCAUCAAAGAAAACACAAGUCACGGGAGUAA